Beta vulgaris subsp. vulgaris (sugar beet) is the source of this 3888-nucleotide messenger RNA. Its product is annotated as ethylene-overproduction protein 1. Gene Ontology annotation, molecular function: protein binding. The record is from RefSeq and is a predicted model, not a curated record. Lineage: Eukaryota; Viridiplantae; Streptophyta; Magnoliopsida; Caryophyllales; Amaranthaceae. The transcript is spliced from 4 exons. Bases 447 to 3416 code for a protein of 989 amino acids. Gene Ontology annotation, biological process: negative regulation of ethylene-activated signaling pathway.
AUUAAUAUUUAAAAUAACUUGAUCUAAAAAACAAGAAAAAGAAAGGAAUAAGAGAGAGAAAAUUUAGACAGAGUGGCCGUUUUAACGGCCACCCCCCACUCUCAUUCUUCUCGUUGGCCGGCCUACGUGCUCCGAUCACUCUUCCUUUUUUUUUCCAACCCAAAAACAAAAAAAUAAAAAAUAAAAAAAUUAUUCUCAAUUUUUAAAACAUUUUUUAAAAUCUUCCCAGAAAUUUCCCAUAAAGAAUUCGUCAAUCAAACAACAAAUUCCAACACCCAUUACUCCAUUUUCGUUGUUCUUAUCAUUUAAUGAAAUACCCACAUCAUAAAUUUCUUUAAUUUCCUCCAAGUUUCCUCCUUUUUUUUAAUUUUUUGAUUCAUAUAUUAUAAAAUAUUUUGUGGGUUGAACUAAUCUUGAAAAAAAGACUUAAUCUUUCCCACAAAAAAAUGCAGAACAACAUUUUGUCAACGAUGCGUAGUUUGAAGCUAAUUGAUGGUUGCAAAAGCACACAAGUUUAUGCCAUUAAUCCUUCAACCGCAAAUUCCGGCGCAAAUAGUGGUGGUGGAACAGGUGAGAAGCUUCUUCAUCAACUUCAAGAUCAUCUCCGAGUUAACUCAGUAAGAUCCAAAACUCGGACAUCAUCAAAUAUAGAUGCAAAGAUAAUACAAGCAAAUUUAUUACAAGAAGCAGUUUUACCAUAUGGUUUACCAUCAACAGAUCUAGUUGAACCACAGGUAGAAGCAUGUUUAAAAUUUGUUGAUUUUGUUGAAACCCUAGCUGAUAUAUAUAGAAGAAUUGAGAAAUGUCCACAAUUUGAGAAAUCACAUGUUUAUGUUGAGCAAUGUGGGAUAUUUAAGGGUGUUGGUGAUCCAAAAUUGUUUAGGAGAAGUUUGAGAUCAGCUAGACAACAUGCUGUGGAUGUGCAUACAAAGAUUGUUUUGGCAGCUUGGUUGAGGUUUGAGAGGAGGGAGGAUGAGUUGAAUGGGUCAUCUCCAUUGGAUUGUUGUGGGAGGAAGAGUGAAUGUCCUAAAGCUAGUUUGGUAUCUGGGUAUGACCCGGAAUCUGUUUUCGACGAUUGUGGUUGUUGUAGGAGGAAUAAAGGUGGUGAGGGUGAGGGUGAGGGUGAGGAUGAGGAAGGGGGGGAUUUGGAAUGUGUUGGUAGGAUGGAGGAGGAAGAAUGUUCGACAUCUGAGGAAGAUUUUGAUAUGUGUUUUGUUAUAGGAGAGGAGGAGGUAAGGUGUAUUCGGGAAAAGAUCGGUUUGCUUUCGAGGCCAUUUAAGACAUUGUUGUAUGGGAGCUUUGUAGAAUCGAGGAGAGAGAAGAUUAAUUUCACCCAGAAUGGGAUAUCUGUGCAGGUUAUGAGAGCCUUAGAGUUAUAUAGUAGGAGGAGGAAAGUGGAUAUGUUGGAUCCACAACUUGUAUUAGAGCUACUUUCGUUGGCAAACAGGUUUUGUUGUGAUGAGUUGAAAUCUGCUUGUGAUGUUUAUUUAUCGUCGUUGGUUGUUAAUAAAGAGAGAGCUUUGGUGCUGAUGGAUUAUGGGUUGGAGGAGGCAGCAUCUCUUUUAGUGGCUGCUUGUUUGCAGGUGUUCUUGAGAGACCUUCCUGGUUCGCUGCACGAUCAGAAUGUUAUGAAAUACUUCUGCAGCUCGGAUGCUAGUAAAAAGUUGGCAUUGACUGGGCAUUCUUCCUUCCAGUUGUACUAUUUUCUUAGUCAGACUGCUAUCGAAGAGGACAUGAAAUCUAAUACGACAGUAAUGUUGUUGGAGAGGCUGGUGGAUUCUGCAACGGAGUCAUGGCAGAAACAACUCGUAUUUCAUCAACUGGGGUGUGUAAUGUAUGAGAGGAAAGAAUAUAAAGAUGCCCAGAAUUGGUUUGAGGCAGCCGCUGAGGAAGGUCAUGUUUAUUCAUUAGUAGGUAUUGCUAGGACAAAGUACAAGCGCGGACACAAGUAUACAGCAUACAAGCUGAUGAACUCAUUAAUAUCUGAUUAUAAUCCCACUGGGUGGAUGUAUCAGGAACGGUCUCUAUACUGUGUAGGGAAGGAGAAAUUGGCAGAUCUCGAUAAGGCAAGUGAAUUGGAUCCAACUUUAUCAUUUCCUUACAAGUAUAGAGCCAUUGCACUUUUGGAGGAAACUAAAUUAGGAGAAGCCAUCUCUGAGAUAAACAAAAUAAUUGGUUUCAAGGUCUCUCCAGACUGCCUUGAGUUGCGUGCUUGGUUUUCUAUUGCUUCCGAAGAUUAUGAAGGGGCUCUUAAGGACAUCCGUGCACUUUUGACUUUGGACCCAGGUUACAUGAUGUUCUAUGGUAAAAUGCCCGGAGAGCAGUUGGUUGAGCUCCUUCGCCCUCAUGUCCAGCAAUGGGGUCAGGCUGAUUGCUGGAUGCAAUUGUAUGAUCGAUGGUCAUCCGUUGAUGAUAUUGGGUCUUUGGCUGUUGUGCACCAUAUGUUAGCAAUUGACCCAGGGAAGAGUCUCCUUCGAUUUCGGCAAUCUCUCCUUCUCCUGCGGUUGAACUGCCAGAAGGCUGCAAUGCGUAGUCUACGGUUGGCUCGAAACUGCUCCACAUCUGACCACGAAAGGCUUGUUUAUGAAGGGUGGAUCUUAUAUGAUACAGGCCAUCGUGAAGAAGCUUUAGCAAAGGCUGAAGAUUCGAUAUCUAUCCAGAGAUCAUUUGAAGCAUUUUUCCUGAAAGCAUAUGCUUUGGCAGAUUCAAAUCUUGAUGAGGAUUCUUCAUCUUAUGUAAUCCAUCUUCUGGAGGAAGCUCUUAGAUGUCCUUCAGAUGGUUUACGUAAAGGACAAGCAUUAAAUAAUCUAGGUAGUGUCUACGUAGACUGUGAAAAGCUGGAUCUUGCUGCUGAUUGCUACAUGAAUGCUCUCAACAUUAAGCACACCAGAGCGCAUCAAGGUCUAGCACGGGUAUAUCAUCUCAAAAAUCAGCGAAAAGCUGCAUAUGACGAGAUGACAAAGUUGAUAGAAAAAGCUAGGAACAAUGCAUCAGCAUAUGAAAAACGUUCAGAAUAUUGUGACCGUGAAAUGGCAAAAAGAGAUCUUACCAUGGCAACGCAACUUGACCCCCUGAGGACAUACCCAUAUAGAUAUCGAGCAGCUGUACUAAUGGAUGACCACAAAGAAGACGAGGCAAUAGCAGAACUCUCAAGAGCGAUCUUCUUCAAACCAGACUUGCAGCUUCUCCAUCUCCGAGCUGCAUUUCAUGAUUCCAUGGGCAACUAUGCUGCCACACUUCGAGAUUGUGAAGCAGCUCUUUCUCUUGAUCCUACCCAUUUGGAUACGCUUAAGCUUUAUAGUGAGGCUCAAGAACGAGUUGAUGAUCAACAACUCAGCAGGCAAGACAGCAUGAGCAGAAAAGAUUUCCCUGAUUUUCAAGGCAAUCUUAACUAUGCUGCAAGAGCUUCUGAGUAAAAAACAAGAAAAAAGAAAACGAAAAUUGGCCAUUACCAGUCGGCAUUUGCAAAUAUGUUUGCAGAUUGGUUGCUGGCUUCAUGUAUAAGAUGUUCAGGAGAGAGAACAUCUGAUUUCGUGAAAACAGGAUGAUAUAGGGAAGUCGAGAUGUAAAUAUCCUAUCGACUUGGUCACAGCGAGACUAGCAGUGACAUUACCGCUGCUGCAGCUGUGUUUUGUGCUGCAGCGGAGGAGUUUGGUUUUUGUGUAGAUGGCAGUUGUACACAGGGUUCCUGUCUUGUUGUAACAUUAUGAAUGUCCUCUUUGUAUUGUUUUGCAUCGGCGGAUUGGCGAUUUUCCCCUCUUGAAUGACACAAGGUUUGUCCUUCAUACCAACUGUGUUACACGAACAUUCUUCUUGUAAUUGAACUCAGCUCUGUUCGAAUUCAGUCAAUCGAUAAUGAAAGCUUCAAUACUAUUUCUAUUUAUCGUA